AUGGUGUCGGCUUCUGCCGCCUUGCCUUCUCGUGAUUGUCGUCUCUGGUCGGGCCUCGUUCGCGAGAGCGACUCUGCCGGCGGCGGGCUUCCCCCGGGGCCCUUCCUGGUUCGAACCCCGCACAAAAAUGUCAACACAGGGCAGACCCUGCCGUUGCUGACCCUCUUGUCUCACUGGGGGGCCCCGGAAACCAUGGACAAGUAA
Messenger RNA from Colletotrichum higginsianum IMI 349063, 204 nucleotides. RefSeq lists its product as uncharacterized. NCBI's taxonomy places the organism in Eukaryota, Fungi, Ascomycota, Sordariomycetes, Glomerellales, Glomerellaceae. The transcript has 2 exons. Bases 1 to 204 code for a protein of 67 amino acids. The record is from RefSeq and is a predicted model, not a curated record.